Molecule: messenger RNA, 813 nt
Organism: Prunus armeniaca (apricot)
Lineage: Eukaryota; Viridiplantae; Streptophyta; Magnoliopsida; Rosales; Rosaceae
Source: the annotation of a GenBank genome assembly
AUGAGCGUCAUCGAAAUCUUGACAAGAGUAGAGGCGAUCUGCCAGAAGUACGACAGAUAUGACGUCGAAAAGCAGAAGGAUCUCAACGUCUCCGGCGACGAUGCCUUUGCUCGCCUCUACGCCUCCGUAGACGCCGACAUUGAAGCCCUUCUUCAGAAAGCGGAAAUUGCUUCGAAAGAGAAAAAUAAGGCAUCUGCUGUUGCGCUGAAUGCUGAGAUUCGGAGGACCAAGGCUCGAUUGCUUGAGGAGGUUCCCAAGUUGCAGAGAUUGGCUGUAAAGAAGGUGAAAGGGCUUUCAACCCAAGAUUUUGCUGCUCGUAAUGACUUGGUCCAUGCAUUGCCAGAUAGGAUCCAGGAUAUACCAGAUGGGACUCCUGCUGCACCCAAACAAACUGGAGGCGGCUGGGCAGCUUCAGCUUCUCGUACUGAAAUCAAAUUUGAUUCGGAGGGGCGGUUGGAUAAUGAAUUCUUCCAACAAUCUGAGGAGUCGAGUCAAUUCAGGCAAGAGUUUGAAAUGCGGAAAGUGAAGCAGGAUCAAGGUUUGGAUAUGAUAUCAGACGGUUUAGAUACAUUGAAAAAUAUGGCUCAGGAUAUGAAUGAGGAAUUUGAUAGGCAAGUUCCUUUGAUGGAUGAGAUUGACUCUAAGGUGGACAAGGCAUCUGCUGACCUUAAGAAUACCAAUGUCAGACUGAAAGACACAGUCAACCAGUGUACUGAAGAAGUGAGGUGGCAUAAAGAGCGGUUUGACCAGUUCCAAGAGUUGUUGGCUUGUCCGGUAUUGUUUUGCAUUUUGAGGACUCAGUUUGGUGCUUGA